CAAAGUCAUCUCAUGGACAUAUACAAGUAGAAUCGAGUGCACAUUUGUCAUGAAAGUAAAAAUAUUAGACGUUUUAUUUUUUGAAAAUCAAGUAAAAUGUCUGGAAUUGAUGUACAACGGUGUGAAAUAGAGAAAAUAGAAAAAGACCCCCUCGAUUCGAAAAAUAUAUUGACGGCAGAGAGAAAAUCGAACACAGUCGCAGUCGAAUUACUCAACGAUAUUGUCGAAAAUGCACUUGAUUCUGUUUUGACUGACGAAGGAGGUACGAGAAACGUUUGCAUGGUAGGAGAUAUUGUUGAUCAAUUUACUCCAAGAGCAACGAAACUCACAGAUUUGUAUGAUACUUCAAGUGACAUAAAAAAUAGAAAAAUUUUGACAUCUACGGAGGAAGAAGUAAAGAAAUUCAUUGGCGAAAUAAGUUCGCCGUCGACGAAAGGAACAGGAGAUCAGCUCGGUGAAAGUGAGGAAAUAGUGGCAAAAAAGAAAUCCUUCACAUUCUCAUCAAGAAAUUUCACUCUAGAGAAAAAAACGAGAUUGACAGAUCUGGUGAAAAAUUCCAAGAGUUUGAUCUCCAAAUUUUUAUCUAUCGAAACCAAAUCAAAAGAUUCUGAGUGGGAAGAGCAUAGCGAAGAGUUCGUCAAGUGUAUCGAACUAGAUCAAAUCAACGCCAAAGAAAAGAGGAGGACACUCAAAGAUCAGAACAUCCGAUCAGUUACUCCAUCACAUUCAGGUGAAAUGAUCAGAAUUCCAGACGAAACUGGCAUGGAAAACAUCAAUUUGAAGGAUAUCAAAGGUACGGCAGCUGAGCAAAGCUUCGAAGUAGAAAUGGACCACGUCCAAAAAUCCAUGACAUUCCCCAUCGCUAGUUGUUCGAAAAUUCCAUCUACAGAGCACGAAGGUAAAGAAUCUUUGAAAGAUAAGAAAAAGUGGAGUUUGGGUUCCAGAAUUGUGAACUACAUCAAGAAAAGAACGUCUAAGAGGGAUGUAACAAAAUCUGAAGUUUGAAUAUCUUUUAUAUCUGGUUUGUGAGACUGAUUGCAAAUAAAAUUAUUGAAACAUGA
Coccinella septempunctata (seven-spotted ladybird) is the source of this 1061-nucleotide messenger RNA. RefSeq lists its product as uncharacterized. NCBI's taxonomy places the organism in Eukaryota, Metazoa, Arthropoda, Insecta, Coleoptera, Coccinellidae. Bases 97 to 1005 code for a protein of 302 amino acids. The transcript has 2 exons. The record is from RefSeq and is a predicted model, not a curated record.